AUGGGAAAGCCUCGUAUCCUACUCGUCACCUUUCCCGGACAGGGCCACAUUAAUCCAUCGCUGCAAUUCGUCAAGCGCAUUGCGGCAAUGGGUGUUGAUGUCACCUUUGUAACCAGUGUCUCCGCAGUUCGCCGCAUGGCCAAAGCCACUCCAAUGCAGCAGGGAGGAUUAACCGUCGCUUCCUUCUCCGAUGGUUAUGACAAUGGGUGGACAGGUAUUGACGAUGUCGAACACUUCAUGUCUGAGCUAAGGACACGUGGUUCCCAAGCGGUGGCAGAACUCAUCACAACCGGUGCCGCCAACGGUCACCCGUUUACCCAUGUGGUCUACACCACCCUUCUCCCUUGGGUUGGACAGGUGGCUCGUCGCCAUCACGUUUCAGCCACACUUCUUUGGAUUCAACCAGCCACCGUUUUUGAUAUUUACUACUAUUACUUCAAUGGGCAUGCUGACACCAUUAAAAAUAAUAGCAAUGACCCCUCAUUUUCCAUUGAAUUACCAGGGCUGCCACCUCUUUCUGGCUUUGACCUUCCCUCUUUUUGGCUCCAUUCAAAUUCAAAUGUAUAUAAUUUUGCACUCCCAUCAUUUAAGGAGCAUCUAGAGGUACUUGAUGAAGAAACAAACCCUAAAAUUCUUGUGAACAGCUUUGAUGGUUUGGAAAUGGAGGCCCUACGAGCUAUUGAGAAAUACAACUUAAAGGCAAUAGGACCAUUAAUCCCAUCAGCUUUCUUGGAUGGAAAAGAUCCAUCUGACACUUCCUUCGGAGGCGAUCUCUUUCAAAAAUCAAGAGAUUAUGUCGAAUGGUUGAACUCAAAACCCGAAUCAUCUGUGGUUUAUGUAUCAUUUGGAAGCAUAUCUGUGUUAUCAAAGCAACAAAUGGAAGAGAUUGCUUUUGGGUUGCUAGAAAGCCAUCAACCAUUUUUGUGGGUGAUUAGAGCAUCGGUUAAUGGUGAAAAAGAAGAAGAAAAGUUGAGUCGUCGGGAAGAACUACAACAACAGGGGAUGAUAGUGCCAUGGUGUUCUCAAGUGGAGGUUCUUGCGCACCCAUCCGUGGGAUGCUUCGUGACGCAUUGCGGGUGGAAUUCUACGGUGGAGAGCUUGGUUUCCGGGGUGCCGGUGGUGGCGUUUCCGCAGUGGACAGAUCAGACUACAAAUGCAAAGCUCAUCGAAGAUGUUUGGAAGACAGGGGUGAGGGUGGCGGCGAGUGGAGGCAUAGUCGGAGGUGAGGAGAUCAAGAGGUGCUUAGAGCUUUUGAUGGGCAGCGGAGAUGAAAGCAAAAAGAUGAGAGAGAAUGCUAAAAAAUGGAAGGAUUUGGCGAGAGAAGCUGUGAAGGAAGGUGGGUCCUCGUACAUGAAUCUUAAGGCUUUUGUGGAAGAGAUUGGAGAUGGCAGUCCUUAA
This is a messenger RNA of Ilex paraguariensis (yerba mate), 1398 nucleotides long. The record is from the annotation of a GenBank genome assembly. Lineage: Eukaryota; Viridiplantae; Streptophyta; Magnoliopsida; Aquifoliales; Aquifoliaceae.